Messenger RNA from Doryrhamphus excisus (bluestripe pipefish), 1150 nucleotides. RefSeq names its product transmembrane protein 230-like. NCBI's taxonomy places the organism in Eukaryota, Metazoa, Chordata, Actinopteri, Syngnathiformes, Syngnathidae. Gene Ontology annotation, cellular component: synaptic vesicle; endomembrane system. The record is from RefSeq and is a predicted model, not a curated record. Gene Ontology annotation, biological process: synaptic vesicle transport.
AAUGGUCUGCAACGUACGGUGGACGUCAACAACAACAACAUGAUGCCGUAGCUAUGGAUUACGGAUUUUGUUUACGGAUUUAUGCUACUUUUUUUUUUUUUUACCUCAGUUGAAGGUAUAAAAGAAACGGGAGGAAGAAACGAAGAGUUUCUGUGCCACAAUGAAAGCGAGCAGAGGCAACAUGCUGGAUGCUGGUGUUUUCAACAAGGUCAAAUAUUCGCGGCUGGCUGCGGAUGAUGAUGGAUACAUUGACUUACAGUUUAAGAAAAGUCCACCAAAGGUCCCGUACAAGGCAAUCGCACUGGCAGUCUUUCUCUUUCUGGUUGGCACCUUACUCAUCACCUUUGGGGGUCUUCUUCUCGCUGGCACUAUUGUGGUUGAGCACCCGGAUCGCACUAUCCCUGUCAUCAUCAUAGGGAUUCUCGUAUUCCUUCCUGGAUUUUACCAUUUAAGAAUCGCCUACUAUGCCGCCAAGGGAUACAGAGGUUACUCCUAUGACGAUAUCCCAGAUUUCGGUGACUGAGUGGAGAGACAACUUCUGACUUGCCUUUUACCCUAUUUAUACCCAUAAAGUAUCUCCUGCUUUUUUUUUUGUCUCCCAGCAUGUAGCAUAUAAAACAAAAGUAUCACACUGGCCAGGCACAGCGCUCCAUGUUUAUCCGCAGGUGGACUGAACAGGAUUUAAGAUAAUCGCUAUGGUCCUGUCUGCGCCGCUCCAUACAGAGACAAACCUUCCUGACAGUGAACCAAAGUGGCACAAACGAUGCAGCUUUUUGCCUGCAUCCCAGCAGCUACAAUCUCAAGAGAGAAUACUGAAAACGUGUGUUGACUCAAAUCCCUGCUGCUGUGUUACUGUUACAUAAUGUACACUGUGUAUGUAUGUAUUUCAUGUUUUGUUAAUUUAUCCAUCAUUUCAAAUGAGAUGCCUUGUGUCCUUUGUUACACCGCUGUUUCAUCAUGUCCAAGUUUAAAACCAAUUUUAACUACGUUAUAUCAGUUUGCAGGACUAUCCAAAGACCCAAUGCUUGAUCAAAUUGCUUUAUAUGUUCCCUGUACUAUGGGAAUAUAUUUACAUUAGCAAUUGUCUUUGUUUUGAAUAAGUAUGUAUUUUAUGUAGAUCUGCUUGAUUAAAGAAGGAAUUUGUUAGUUA